Rotaria sordida is the source of this 423-nucleotide messenger RNA. The record is from the annotation of a GenBank genome assembly. Lineage: Eukaryota; Metazoa; Rotifera; Eurotatoria; Philodinida; Philodinidae.
AUGAUGAAUGUAAUGCGUGCAAUUUUAAUUCGAGAAUUUGGUGAUGCUAGUGUAUGUAAAUUGGUAAAAGAUGUACCAAUACCUGAUAUACAAUCUCGAGAAGUAUUAAUUCGUGUACAUGCUGCUGGUAUUAAUCCAGUAGAUACAUAUAUUCGAUCGGGUACAUAUAGUCGUCGACCUAAUUUACCAUAUAUUCCAGGACUUGAUUCAGCUGGUGUUAUCGAACGAGUUGGUUCUGAUGUUACUAAAUUUAAGGCUGGUGAUCGAGUUUUUACAGUAAAUACAAUAACAGGAACUUAUGCUGAAUAUUGUGUUGCUCGUGCUGAUUUUGUCUUUCCUUUACCAUCGAAUAUUUCAUUUGAACAAGGUUCAGCUCUUGGUGUACCUUAUUUUACUGCUUAUCGAGCACUUAUUAUUAAGUAA